AUGACUCCGGAAAGACAAUACGCAAUUCCGAAAGGAUCUACUAUUCUUGUGACGGGUGCGAAUGGCUUCAUUGGCUCCCAUGUUUGCAAUGAGCUGCUUCAGCUAGGGUUCAACGUCCGCGGAACCGUCCGUGAUGUGGAUUCGUGCGCGUGGUUGCCAAAAGCCUUGAUGAAUCAGAAACCAAAUGGAGAGUUCUUUUUGGCUUCGUUGCCUAACAUGGAGAAAGAAGGGGCUUUCGACUCUAUCGUUGAAGGCGUGUCUGCAGUGGUUCAUGUUGCCUCUCCAGUCUCUUUCAACCCAAACCCUGAAUGCGUCAUUCCUAGCAGUGUUGCUGUGGCUGUGAAUGCGCUCAAAGCUGCCAACAAGUCACCGAGUGUGAAGCGUUUUGUCUUCACAAGCUCGUCUGUUGCAGCCGCCCUUCCCAAGCCGAACCAGAGUGGGAUCGAGGUGACCGCUGACAGUUGGAAUACUUAUUCGGUUGAGAUAGCUUGGAGGGAGGCGCCGUACCACCCUCAACGGGCAUGGCAUGUGUAUGCAGCUAGCAAAGUUGCAGCAGAAACGGCUGUGUGGAAGUUUAACUAUGAGAAUAUACGUCGCCGUUACGACUUGGUCGUCAACACAGGUCAGCUACUUCGAUCGUAA
Molecule: messenger RNA, 642 nt
Organism: Colletotrichum spaethianum
Lineage: Eukaryota; Fungi; Ascomycota; Sordariomycetes; Glomerellales; Glomerellaceae
Product: NAD-dependent epimerase/dehydratase terH
Exons: 2
Coding region: 1-642 (213 amino acids)
Molecular function (GO): oxidoreductase activity, acting on the CH-OH group of donors, NAD or NADP as acceptor
Source: RefSeq, a predicted model, not a curated record